Messenger RNA from Diachasma alloeum, 2235 nucleotides. RefSeq lists its product as uncharacterized. Gene Ontology annotation, molecular function: zinc ion binding; nucleic acid binding. The transcript has a single exon. The coding region runs from base 1 to 2235 and encodes 744 amino acids. Lineage: Eukaryota; Metazoa; Arthropoda; Insecta; Hymenoptera; Braconidae. The record is from RefSeq and is a predicted model, not a curated record.
AUGACUGGUUCCGUGACAGCUGAGGCGUAUGAGGAGUUGGACAUUGAGGAGUUGAGGAGCAAACUCCAAGUGCUUGGCCUAUCGACCAAAGGGUCAAAGGAAGUGUUGAUUAGUCGACUUAAAAAAGUUGAUUUGACACGUAAGUCGAAAGAUCUCCCCAUGGAAGACAAUGAAGAAGAAGAAAGUGAAUAUGAAGACAAUUUGGAUACUCUGGAAGUUGGUGAACUGAAAGCUCGAUUACGUGCCUUACAACUCAAGGUGACGGGUAAAAAGGCGGCACUGGUCGAACGCUUGAGGUCAGCAGAGUCAACGGUGAAAAGUGGUGAAAUUGUCGAUGGUGUUAAUGGCAAGAAUGGCGAUAACUCUCACAAAGAAGAAGUAAAUGAUUUUGAAAAGUUGAAGUCCAAAGAUUUGAAGUCACGACUCAAAGAAUUGGGAUUGAAGACGUGGGGCACGAAGGCAGUACUGAUCACAAGACUAAAGGCGGCUCUGGAGGGAAAAGAUGACAGCAGUUCAGAAAGUGAAGAAAGUGACGAGAGUUCUGACAAUGACUCUGAAGACGACAGUCAGGGUAAACGAGAAACACAUGUUGUGAACAAUGGGCUCAACGCAGGCGAGAACAGUGGGAUGUAUCGUUUGUUCGGUUAUCCACGUUCUACAUUGACGUUUAAAGAUGUUGAAGAUGCUCUUGAAAGAUUCAGUGGUGAUGGAAGCCAAAAUAUUCGACAUUGGUUUUCUACUUUCGAAGAAACCGCGGAAAAGUGUUCGUGGUCAGAGGCACAAAAGGUGAUUUAUGCAAAGAAGUUAUUAGAUGGAUCUGCAAAAUUAUUUGCAAAUUACGAGUGUCAUGCCAAGGAGUGGAGUAAAUUAAAGAAACGGUUAAUUAAAGAAUUUUCCAAAACGGUGAACAGUAAACAAGUGCAUGAACAGUUGGGUAAUGUGAAGAAAAAAAGUGACGAAAGUUAUGAAGCAUAUGUAUAUCGCGUAUUAGAGAUGGCUAGCCACGGUGACAUUGAGUUAGAGGCUAAGCUACAGUACAUUAUCGAUGGUAUUCAAGAUGAAGAAGUGAAUAAAUCAAUUUUAUAUGGUGCAUCGACGGUGAAAGAGUUAAGGAAAAAAUUGAAGCAGUAUGAGACGCAGAAGAAAAAUAGUAGAACGAAGGCGAACGUGAAGCAACCCCAGAAAAAUGAUAAGAUGAAGAUGUCGAAUCACACACGAGAUGGUGGAAAAAACAAAUUGCAUUGUUUUAAUUGUGGCAGCAAGGCGCACUUCGGUGAUAAUUGUCCAGACAAGGAAAAAGGGCCAAGAUGUUUUAACUGCAAUGAAUUUGGACAUUUGUCUACAAAGUGUACAAAAGAAAAGAAAAAUACCAGAGGUGAAAAGGGAAAAGAAGAAAAAAAAGAGAAGAAUCGUUGUGACGCGUUAAAAUCAGGGGACAAGAAAACAUAUAAGCAGGUCAAAAUUUUGGGUAAAGAGGUUACAGCUGUGUUGGAUUCAGGGAGUGACUUACAUCUGGUGCGGUCAAGUUGCUACGUGAGGCUCGGAGCUCCGAAGCUCGAGUCAAAGACCAUCCCUUUUGACGGUGUUGGUGCGCUAAACCAACGUACACUUGGGCGUUUUAAGGCGGAUAUAAUUAUCGACGAUUUGACGUUUAAAUUCAAUUUUGAUGUAGUUCCAGAUGAAUUUCUCGGACACGAUUUAUUAGUGGGUGGUGAAUUGUCUGAUCAUGCGGAAGUACGAGUAAAACACAGACAAGCAGUUUUGAAGAAAAUUGAAUCGGAUGAAAAUUUUGUGGAGACAGGUGACACUGGCUGGAAUGAGGUAUUGGUUAUCAAUGUGUGUGAAGUGACUGAAAAUGACUAUGAGGUUUCGAUUCAACACGUAAUUGAUCCACAAAUCAAGGGUGAAUUACGAGAGUUAGUGGAGAAUUACACACCGACGAAAACGAAAGAUACGGGGGUAAAAAUGCGGAUUAUUUUACAAGAUGAUGUACCUGUAUCUCAGCAUCCACGACGACUCUCAGCUGAGCAGAAAAAACGAGUGAAUGAAAUUAUUGAGAAGUGGAUCGACGAAGGUGUUGUGAAACCGAGUGUAUCCGAUUAUGCUAGCCCUAUAGUGCUGAGGGAGAAGGAAAAUGGGUCACUGAGACUCUGUGUUGAUUAUCGGUUACUCAAUAAAAAAAUCAUAAAGGACAGAAAUCCGUUGCCAUUGAUCGAGGAUCAAUUAGUCCAAUGA